Molecule: messenger RNA, 393 nt
Organism: Helobdella robusta
Lineage: Eukaryota; Metazoa; Annelida; Clitellata; Rhynchobdellida; Glossiphoniidae
Exons: 2
Coding region: 1-393 (130 amino acids)
Source: RefSeq, a predicted model, not a curated record
AUGAAGUACACUCCAUCGUACGAACAUUUGCGCGAUUUCCGGCGCCACCACAAUUUGAAAAAGAACCUUUUGAAAGAGCAGCCGCUGUCAGCUUGGAACAACAACAACAACGUCGACGACGAUGUCGUGCUGCUUGAUGGUGCCGACAAGAACCCUUCAUUAAGCAACGAAAACACCAAUGACAAUGAGCCUAACAUUAGCUACAUACAAAGUGAACUGAUGCCCAGUUCAGCUGCAUAUCCAACAAACGAAGAAAGAGAAGGCAAAAUUUAUUACGUAGAAAGGGAACCGGUCAAGAAAAAAGUUGAGAAGCGAGGUCGAUGGCAAGGGUUCUGCUUCAGGAGGAUGAGGAACAGGAGGAUGCUGCCGUACAUCUGCUGGAGAGCAUGUUAG